Cucurbitaria berberidis CBS 394.84 is the source of this 885-nucleotide messenger RNA. RefSeq lists its product as uncharacterized. The transcript has 2 exons. The annotation marks the transcript as partial. The record is from RefSeq and is a predicted model, not a curated record. Lineage: Eukaryota; Fungi; Ascomycota; Dothideomycetes; Pleosporales; Cucurbitariaceae.
AUGGGAGUCAAGCGCUCACACCGGGACUCUGCGUCGUCAUCAGAAGACCCUAGCACGCCGUAUCCUCCCCAGCAGUCUGUCUCUGUCAAGCUUGUCCACUUGGAUGCAGACUCGGCCAUUUCUGAUCAACCCGCUGUGAUGAGGUGCUCGCUUCCCCCACAUGAGCCUCUUAGCUUUGCUUCGUUCGACGAGUACGAUGUGCACUACCGGAAAACGCAUGUGAACCGAUGUUCCGAAUGUCAUAAGAACUUUCCAGAUGAGCAUCUGCUACUAUUGCAUAUUGCGGAAUACCACGAUCCCAUUAUUGCUGCGAAGCGGGAUCAGGGCGAGAAAACGUACGCAUGUCUCUUGCCAAGUUGCGAUCGCCUGUGCAGCACACCGCAGAAGCGUCGCCUCCACUGUAUAGACAAGCAUCAGUUUCCCCGCAACUACGAUUUUGUCAUUGUAAAAGAUGGAAUCGACCGGCGGAACAGCAUGCUAAUCCCUCGUCAUCAUCGGAGGAGCUCCAAUUUCAGCUCCGCAGGUGGCAUCACUGAAGCCACUGGGAGGCAGAGAGGUGAGUCUUCUGCGGGCACUGUGUCAGAGAGCAUGGAUAUUGUAAAAGACAAGGAAGAGGAUCAGAGUGACGUGGACGAGGAAGAGGAAGACGGAAAAGACGGCGAAUGUAGGCGUUAUCCUACUAGGCUUCAUGGGCGCGGCGGAUUUGGCCAUGCUCAGGGGAGUAGUCGUGGACGUGGACGAAGCAUCUCAACGACCUAUCCUUCGCAGCCGGCUCCAGCCACAGUUACUCCGCCCACAGAUCCAAUGGAGAAGCUUGCUUCCAGUAUGUCAGCGCUGCAGUUUGUUCCUCACAGUGUGCGGGUAGCCCGAGGAAGAGGAAGGGGA